CGUUGACAUUUUGUCGUUUUCGGUAGAGAGCGUAAAAUUAGCUUAUUUUUAUGUUAUAAUUGCAAUUAAUUAACGCGCUCACUGUGACUACGUGUAAUUAGAUAGUGAUAUGUGUAGAGAGUAGACAUUGUGCUAUUUAUUUGUGUAAGAUUAUUGUAUGUGCUAACACUAUGGCAUUUACUGCGGAGGAAGUCGCGAGACGCUAUCCGAUCCACUGGCUAGUGUGGAAUAAUCAUCACGAAGAGCUGAAAGCUCAUCUGGAUAACAACAAGUUUACACAAGAAGAACUAGAAACCAAAGAUUGUAGAGGUCGCACUCCUCUGUUGUUGGCGGUGACGCUCGGUCACUUGGAGACUACGCGCGUGCUCAUUGAGGCCGGUGCUGAUGUCAACUGCGAGAAAGAUGGCUGGACUGCGGUACAAGAGGCCACCUCCACGGGUAACCCGGAGCUCCUCUCUAUGGUGCUAUCCCGGCGAGACUACCAGCGCCACGUGCUGCGCUCCGGCGGUAUACCGGACCUACUGCGCCGGCUCAGUCUCGCGCCAGACUUCUAUGUCGAAAUGAAGUGGGAGUUUACUAGUUGGGUGCCUCUAGUAUCGCGCAUGUGUCCGUUCGACACGUACAAAGUGUACAAGCGCGGUGGGAAUGUUCGGGUCGACACUACACUCGUCGGGUUCGACAACAAUCGCUGGCAGAGAGGAGACAGAACGUAUAUCUUUCGAGGACAGGGUCGUACAGCAAGUCUAAUGGAAUUAGACCAUGAACUGGGAACGUCAUGGUGUGAGUACUUGGAACCGAUGUCUGGAGAAAGAGAGUGGCCAGCGCCGCCCCCGCAUGUCAUAGAACAACGCCUGGCCGCGCCGCUAGCUAUCAACUACUUGGAUACUGACAAAAUUAGUUUUGAAAGAAAUAAGAGCGGCAUAUGGGGUUGGAGACAGGACAAGACAGAGAACGUGAAUGGCUACGAGUGCAAAGUGUUCGGUGCGAACAACGUGGAGCUAGUGUCGAAGACUCGCACGGAGCACGUGCGGGGCGCCCCCCCCGCCCCGCGCGCGCCGCUGGCGGGGCUCCUGGCACUCGCUGACCCUGACGCACAUUCACCUUUGUUACCAGAAAAGCCGCUCCUACAAGACGAGUCUCCGAGUCCCCGCAGUAGUCGGUCCCGCGAGGACCUGUCGUACAUCCCGGUGACCUGGCAGGAAUACUUCUCAGACCUGGAGCUCGAUAGAGACAUCGGCAGGCCGAGGGAAGUUGCUACUAAGGUGCAGAAGUUCAAAGCUACGCUGUGGCUCUGUGAGGAUUACCCUUUAGAGUUACAAGAACAAAUAAUGCCGAUCCUCGACCUAAUGGCCGCGAUAUCGUCACCACACUUCGCCAAGCUAAAAGAUUUCGUCCAAAUGCAGUUACCAGCCGGAUUCCCUGUCAAAAUUGAAAUACCUCUCUUCCAUGUGCUGAACGCGCGCAUAACAUUCGGCAACAUAUUCGCUACGGAGACUCCCGUCCCUUUCAUAGAGUGUAUACAAGAAGGAGACAGACUGUCGUGUCUAGUGGACGACCAGUGCUUCUCCAUCGGUCGCGGGUACAGAGACUCCGCCGCGCCCGACGAGAGACUCGCCUGCGGAGUCGACGACGAGGAGGGCUUGCUGCAGUAUGCUAUACAACAGAGCUUGAUGGAGACUGGGACGCAGGACGAUCAGGUGGACGUAUGGGAGGCGCUGCGCGGCGCGCGGCCCGCGUCGCCCGCUAUGGCCGCGCCGGCCGCGCCGCGCAUGCGCACGCACGACACGCAUCUACUCGCGCACGAGGAGCGCCAGCUACAGAGAGCGAUAGAAGCGUCCCUAGCAUCGGUGUCAUUGACCCCGAGCUCUCCCGAAGCCCCCAUAGUAGAAGAUGAACUGGACCUCGACACCGACGGCGACGCGGAACUUGCAGCCGCUUUAGCGCUGUCUGCGAGAGAACAAGCUUCCAGAGAUAUGCAGCUUGCAGCGGAACAGAGGGCCUUCGAUGAAGCGCUGCGAUUGUCGCUGCUUGAUAAGUAAUUGUUUAGAUCUCAAUUCAACAACAGUAUGUAUGAAGCGUCCAACCAAAAUAAGACUUACGCCUAACGUACUUGUAGUAAGUAGAUACAAUUUAUACUUCACAGUCGAGUCUUUGUGUCAAUUCCAAAUUGUUUCUAAAGUACACACGAUAAUAACCUUUAUUAUAAAGAGUAUAGAACUCAAUAUACAUCGUUUUUUUAAAGGUAAUAAAAGAGCUUUUUGUUUGAAAGAGCAAUUUGGAUUUACACGAACUUUGACUCAUUAGAUUUUUGACUGUAGAAUAUUUAUUCGUCGUUAUGUAAUUAUUAUAAUUAUAAUAAUUAAUAUUGUACAUUUAUUAUGUUGUGUAUGUAUACAAAAUACACUAAGUACGGUCACAAGCUAAGUAUAGUCGACAAAGUUGAUUGGUGACUACUGUGUAUCGAUGAAGUUAUUUAAUUGUGUGUGGUUGUAUCUUGUAUGAGUAAUGAGUUUGGAUAUUAUACACUAGCUACUUCCGCGUGGUUUCACACGCUCUGCUCAGCUCCUAUUGGUCGUAGCGUGAUGUUUUAUAGCCU
Molecule: messenger RNA, 2596 nt
Organism: Spodoptera litura
Lineage: Eukaryota; Metazoa; Arthropoda; Insecta; Lepidoptera; Noctuidae
Source: RefSeq, a predicted model, not a curated record